UUUGAUGAUUUAUGGAGCAUAUGCCAGAUUCGUUGGAUGAUUGUUAUAUAAGCAAUGCCACGACUCCAUCUCUUUCUUUCAACACCCAACAUUCCACCUUCCCAAAGCACUCAAUGCACUCUACUCUCUUGCGUUCCCAACUGCUCCUGCUGCUCCUCUUAGCGCUCGGCCAUGUCGUGGCCGGAGAGGGCCAGUUCAACGACCUGUUCAUAAUAUUCUUCGUAAUAUUCAUCCUCGUUCUGAUGAUUUUGCUCUUGAGUAUCCACCGAUUCUGCUGGAAUCUACAAGAGCGUGAGAAAGUGAAGGAGAAGUCCAUCGAAGUGGUGGAGGAAGGGGAAGCCGAGUUCUGCCGGGCUAGUGAUCAUGCAAGAAGCAGUGGCGAGAGUGACCAGAAGGACGCGGUGAUAGUUCAGGAGCCAGGGAAGAUAACGUUCACCAAAGGUAUGGGCGAUUUCAAUCUCACCGAUCUCUUUCAAGGGUCGGCAGAGGGGUUGGGAAAGGGAGGAUUCGGAAGCUGCUACAAGACGAAGCUGGAGAACGACAAGACGGUGGUGGUGAAGAGACUAAGGGACCUUGGACCAGUAACCAUGGAAGAGUUCAUGAAGUAUAUGAGAUUUCUAUCUUCCAUGGAGCAUCCAAAUCUACUACCUCUGCUUGGUUACUACUAUUCCGCUACUGAGAAGCUGAUGAUCUCCAACUACGCGAGCAAUGGCAACCUAUUCUAUCGCAUCCACGGAAGAAGCGCCGACAGAAGUCCAUUCACCUGGGCCUCGAGAUUGAAAGUAGCAUAUGGAGUGGCCCAGGCAAUGGAGUUCCUGCACAGGAAGAUGAAUGGGGCGGCCGUUGUUCCCCAUGGAAACUUGAAGACAUCAAACGUUCUUCUCGGUGAGAAUGACAAGCCACUGAUUUGUGACUAUGGGCUUCUGCCUCUGGUGUCCCCGUCCCUUGCGGUACAUAGGAUGGUGUGCUACAGGUCGCCGGAUCACCAGCAGAAUCAAAUGGUACUGUCGAAGAAGACGGACGUGUGGAGCUACGGUUGCCUCCUCCUCGAGCUGAUGACCGGAAGAAUCUCGAUGAACUCUAAGAUGGGCGGCAUCCAUGGCAUCCAUCUCUGCCAUUGGGUUAACCGAGCAGUGCGCGAGGAGUGGACGGCGGAGGUGUUCGACAACGAGAUCCUGAAGAAUACGAGGGAGUCCAAUGGAAUGAUCAAGUUGCUGAAGCUUGCUCUGUGGUGCUGCGAAUGGUCGCCGGAGAAGAGGCCGGACAUGGGAGAAGUUGUGGCUGAGGUUGGGAUAAUAAUGACGGGCCGGUUGGAUGCAGAGAGCGACUCGUCGUAUAUCGACUCGGUUUAAUUCGUUGCGUUGAAAUCGUUGUUUAUCGUGAAUUAAUGAUAGCUGUAAAUAACAGAUGAGAAGCAUCCUCUGUAAUAAUAUGCAACCGGUGCCAUGCUCUUGUAUGAUCGACUGUGG
This is a messenger RNA of Zingiber officinale, 1469 nucleotides long. Its product is annotated as pollen receptor-like kinase 2. The record is from RefSeq and is a predicted model, not a curated record. The transcript is spliced from 2 exons. Gene Ontology annotation, biological process: protein phosphorylation. Bases 12 to 1352 code for a protein of 446 amino acids. NCBI's taxonomy places the organism in Eukaryota, Viridiplantae, Streptophyta, Magnoliopsida, Zingiberales, Zingiberaceae. Gene Ontology annotation, molecular function: protein kinase activity; ATP binding.